AUAUAACAAAAUAUAUAAUAGAGUUUAGAUUAUAUAUAUAAAACAAAGGUGAGUAUAGAUAAAAGAAAAUGAUUUGUAAUAUCUAUAUAUGUAUAUAUACAUAUAGGGGCAUAUAUAUAUGAGCAAGGAAAUGUGAUAAAAUUAGAGAGGGUAUUAUUGUAAUUUUAUGAAAAGAGGAGGGUUAAAAAUAACUUUUGAUAAUUUAUACCUUCAUAACAUCUCAAAUUUGUGAAAUGAAAAUAUAGGUCUUUCAUAACCCUCUAUCUUUUAAUUGUCAAACAUGAAUUAGUUUAAUCCUUCCAUAAAAUUUCCCUCUAUAACUCCUCAUAACCCUCCAUCUAGACAAGAUGUUAAUGUCAAUUUGUAACACCGAAAACAAAAGCGAGCUUUUAUUCCGGCUCGGCGGUUGUUCUAUUUCUAUCGACUUCCAUCAAUGCGAAUGGAGAACUAUAUAUUAAAAUCCUACCCUGAGCUAGAUGUGAUUAAUUGACUGAGCCCUUUAACUGGGAAGAAGCAAAACUAGAACAACUUAUAUUGGCUUGAUGCACUUUGCUUGUCGAUCAAAUAACCCAACUAGUAAACUGCGGAACUUCUAACUAGAGAUGUUGAACAUCCUCCUAGAAAACCCAAGUUCUUAUAUAUGUUCUUUGGGAUCGAUUUAUGUUGUUUUGAUUUUUUUCAAAAUAGAAAAUUAAGUUAGCAAACGUGAAUAUUGGUUCUUUCGGAUUACCCUCAAAUAGUUCGUAAGUUAUGUAUCCAACAAAUUAGAACUACUAGGUGUGGCAUAAUAACAUUUAAGUUAGACAAGGAGGACGGCGUGGUAGAAGGGACAAAUCCCAAAGAGUGGAAAACGCGAAUCAAGCGUCAAUUUGGAUCAUGUGUCUUGCCAAUGCUUUUUGCAUCUGCUUGCACAUAUUCGGGCCCUUACUUUAGGAUCGACUGAAGGCCAUUUCCAAAGACGCAACUAAGAAGCGUCGGCUUGGGUUCAACGUAUGUAUAUGCAAACCUUUCUGCGGCGUCCGUGCAAAUUUGCAUUUUCCAGCAGUAUAAUCAUCAACAUAUGUAUAGGCAAAACGAGUUGAGGAAAAUUAAACUACGAUACUCGUUUAACUCGAUUAUUUCUUGAGAGUUUGCUGAAAUCAGGUCUAUAAGCAAGGAGCGCCAUACUUUUUGUGAAAGCAUUAUUCAGCUUAGUUAAUUCGCACCUAACUAGACCGAUGUCUUUUAUGUUGUGUCAACCUAAAAGGCGUCGACCUAUGUCCUUUUUCACGUCGGGAGUGAAAUUUUCAGUGCCAAAACUUGAAUCAAAAUGGGGGAGUAGAGGACUCCCACACUUAAUGACGAUGAUCAAGCAACAACAAUCACCAAACACCAAGAAACUGUAAAUACACAAUUUUUCCGUCAUGAAGGAGAUUUGUGGAUCAUGUACAAAAUUAAAAAUAAUGCAAAAUAGAAGGACAUACGAAUCCCACUAAUUAAUAUUGAAGUCAACACUUCUUGGUUUCAAGUUAGCGUUUUGUAUCACUAUAUUAAGAUCCGUUUAUCAAUAAAUAUCCAAUUUUAUCAAGAAAAGUCGUGGCUAACGUAGUCAACGUAAUCGGAUGUGGACCUUAUUAAAAGGGUUCCCUAUUCCCAUAGUUCAAAUACCAAAAAAAAAUAAAUAAAUUCUCCUAAAAUGCCAGUAACCUAAUUAUAUUGAUCAAGCAUUGAUUUGUACGAGCCCGUUUACAUUGAUUGCAAAGAACACCUAUCCAUCUAUCAUAAGAAAAUUAAUCUUUGUAAACACUUAGUUUUGGGAAAAAAAAUUAUCUUCUUAAUUUAAUUAAGUAAUUUCAGUUUCGCACCUGCUUAAUUUUCCUGACUCUCUGCCAAAAGAACCAGAGAAUAAAUUAAUUUCGGUUUUGUGUCAUGCAUCCUUCUUCUCUUUGCCUUUGUCUUUUCAUUCCAUUCCGUUAGAUGACGCGAUCCAAUCAAUGGAGGAAGGCUUUGAGAACAUAGCCUAUGAUUACUCCCCCAUCCUCCGCAUCCACAAGAAUGGCUUCAUAAAAUGGUUCAUGGGCACCGACACCAUCCCACCAUCCAUGGACCCUGCUAAACCAGUCCCCUCCAAGGAUGUCGCGAACUCCACUGAGCCUACCAUCUCAGCCAGGCUAUACCUCCCAAACAACCUGCCAUCCUCGUCCUCAAAGCUCCCAGUCUUGGUCUACUUCCAUGGGGUAGGAUUCGUCAUCCAGACCACAAUGUUCCUGAACUACCACCAUUACCUCAACGCCCUCGCGGUUGAGGCCAGGGUGGUCAUAGGCUCGGUGGAGUAUCGGCGGGAGCCCCAGUAUCAUCUCCCGGCAGCAUAUGAUGACUCGCAAGCCACAAUCAAGUGGUUCGGGGCCCAUUCGGGAGGGCUGGGCCAGGAGGAAUGGUUGAAUAACCACGCGAACCUGAGGAAGAUGUACCUUGGCGGGGACAGGGCUGGGCCUAACAUUGCUCACCACAAGGGACUUCUACUCGGGGUCGGUUUUUUUUUGCCCCCUACUUUCAUAGGAAGUGAAAGGUGAUUAGGACUUUUUCGGUUAUUAAGGACGCCCAUGAACACAAUAGAAUGAAAUAUAAAUCAUAAUAACUAAUAAAUGGACACGAGUAGUCUUAGUAAGUAUCUAACAUAGAACCUUUAGUUAUCAGGUAAGAGUAUACGUCACUAUGUUAUACCCAUAGUCCAAUGCCUUGCUACGGUUUAAUUGCUUACUAGUACGUAGAUUAGCACCUUUAGUAGUUGGCGACAAUAUGAAAACCCAUGCAUAUCCAAACCUCUG
Molecule: messenger RNA, 2807 nt
Organism: Punica granatum (pomegranate)
Lineage: Eukaryota; Viridiplantae; Streptophyta; Magnoliopsida; Myrtales; Lythraceae
Source: RefSeq, a predicted model, not a curated record